AUGUUUCAAUUAUACAGAGAAAGUAAUAUUGGAAAGGCUUUUCAAGAUAUGAUUGAGGAGAAGAUCAAUUCCCAGAUAAUCACCCCUCAGCAGGGGAGUGCAUUAUUGGAAAUGUUUGAUAUGGCCGUGGAACAGGUUUUUAAUACAAGUGUGCAUAAUAAAAUGAAUUUUAAAGCCUCCAUAAUAAGUUAUAAGAACUUUGCAGAUGUAUGGACAUUUGUUGUAAAGGGAUUUGUAAUGACAAUUGAUGAUAAAAUAGUACGAGCAGAUAGAGUAAAAAUUGUUGCCUGCGAUGCAAAUAUAAACAGUGAGAGAGCGCCUCGUGGAAAGGCUCUUGAUAAGAAAAAGUCGUUCUAAGUUAAAUAAACAUU
This is a messenger RNA of Nematocida parisii ERTm1, 371 nucleotides long. RefSeq lists its product as uncharacterized. Bases 1 to 357 code for a protein of 118 amino acids. Gene Ontology annotation, biological process: transcription initiation at RNA polymerase II promoter; RNA polymerase II preinitiation complex assembly. Gene Ontology annotation, cellular component: transcription factor TFIIA complex. The record is from RefSeq and is a predicted model, not a curated record. Lineage: Eukaryota; Fungi; Microsporidia. The transcript has a single exon. Gene Ontology annotation, molecular function: RNA polymerase II general transcription initiation factor activity; TBP-class protein binding.